UUUUGACGCGCUCACUUCCUGUGAUGCUAGAUCUGAUGCUGGCUUCUCUGCGUGCUCAGUUUGGAGGACAGAUGUGAUGUCUGCUUCUACAGUCACUGAGGAUGAGGUGGAGUUUGUGUCUGAGGGUUCUCUCAGACCGGUGUUGGAAUGCAUUGACCUGCUGAGUGAUGGAGAGGAUGAGGGCGGCAUGUCUGCUGCACACACCAUUGAGGAGCAGGUUGACAAGCAGAGGGCUCAUGCAAUGUCCACACUGGACAGACUGGCACGUCAGGUUGCUGUGGAAAAACUGGAGAGGCGUGAAAAGUGCAAAGCUUUUAAGAGCGUGCAGAUGAAAGCAAUAAGCUGUCAUGUCUUCUUGCAUUUGGAGCUGGAUGAUGUUCAUUUUGAUGACGGACUUUCGCUAAGUGUGCACUGCAAUAAUGGCUGUGCUAUUGUCACUGCUGAUCAAAGCAUGGCUGACAUCAUGAGGACAAUGGCAGUCAUGGGUCGUUGCUCCUCAUGCCCCAAACCUUUUUUUAGCUUGGGUCAGAUGGAGGAGCACAAAGAGCUCCUGAAACAUGAGGUGAAGAGGGUGAGCAGCAUGGACCGGGCCCUUCUGUACUACAGCAACUACUGUGAAAUCCAAAGAGCUCAGAAGGCCACGGCAUGUGGGAGCGUUUCAGACCGGCCUUCAGCUAAGAGAAAAACACUGGUCAGCUUAGAUUCCCAAGUCGAAUCAAGAAAAUGGUCACAGCUCGCCUGGUUCUGUGAGUGCGGCCUACGCUUCACAGAGGAGGAUCAAGCAAGGAAGCACCUCCAAGCUGCCAAUCAGAUCUUUCACAAAUGUGCGGUCUGUGGCAAGCUAAUGGGCGAAUUGUCCAUAACGCGCUUGCACAUGAGCCGGUUCCACGGUGGUGCUCAUUUGUCCAACUUCCUUUUCCACUGCAGUCAGUGCAAGGUGGAAAUGCCAAGGAUGGAAGACAUGAUGGCCCAUGUUGGUGUAAGCCACAGAGGGCACAGCUACUACCAGGAAAGAGAAGACGCAGCAGACCACUGCGUCUUGUCCAGUAUGUCCCCCAAACCGUCCACCAGUGCGGAAACCGAAAUGACCAGGCCGGACAGUUCCUCUUGUGUCCCGCCUCCCAAAGCCGAGUCUUGGCUUUGUCGGAUGUGUGAAGACCUCUUCGACUCUGAGGCAGUGGUGCGGAAACACUGCAGUGAUUUGAGCAGCCACAGUUUCCAGAGGUUCGCUUGUGGCCACUGUCCACAGAAGUUUUUCAAGGACUCCACCCUGCGGAGGCAUUGCGCCAAUGAGCAUGGUGACGACAUAGUCCUGCGCUACUUCUGCGGGCUGUGUGAUAGCAUGCUGUACGACACCGAGGCAGAGUUUCUGGAGCACUACAACAGUCUGCACAGCCAAGAUUACUACUGCUUGCAAGCGGCUCCGAAUGUUUCCCAAGCAUCCAUGGAAAACACCGUUGAGAGUCCUAUAGCAAGUACAAGCCCUGAGCAACUUUGUCCUUGCAUGGGCUCUGAGAAAUCCAGGGAGGAAAGGAAACCUAUAUUCACAAAGUGCAUGAAACAGUUGGCCACCGAAAAUAAAUGCAGUUACUGCUGUCGCCAGUGCGACAAAAACACGGCCACCUAUGCCGAGAUGAAGACGCACAUCCUCCUGACACACACGACCCAGGGCAAUGAGAAAGGUUUUGAUGUUCUGUGCACUGUUUGCUCACAGAGCCACAAAGAUAUACCCAGUGUCCAUUCACACUACCACAAGCAUCACUGCCAGUCAGAACCUUGCGCUUCUUCCCGACCCAACAGCGCAGAUGAGAAACCGGCCGCCACCAGCAGCAUAAUAAAUGCCAAGGAGAUCUUCCCUCAGAGUAAUGCGGAGAAGUUUCAAGAUGUAAAGAAUGCCAUUACCUCAAGUAUUCUUGAUGUUAAAAAAGAUGAUGGUGGUGCAUUUGAUCAGGACAUGAAACUGGCUUUGGCUUUGAGUGCAGAGGAGGUCAAGAAAUCAAAAGAGCUGGAUAUUGAGAUGGAAGAAGCCUUGAAAAGAAGCUUACAGGAAUUUUGAUAAGGGAAGAGACAGUUUGAGUGUUUGUUUUCCCGUGUUGUUCAUGCACUGUAGUGAUUAAGCACGUUUUUCUUAAGUUUAAAUAAAGGAAAUAAACCAUAUCUUGCCUGUCCCUGUCUGAGAAAUCUCACUGUGUUCUGGUUAUUGUCUUUUCUGUGAUGUCUUCUUGGCCCUUGACCCUAGAAAUGAAAUCCCACUCUCCUUUGUUUGAAUCUCCGAGGUGAACUCCUCCUCUUGUCUGAAGGAGUGUAUU
Sinocyclocheilus grahami is the source of this 2309-nucleotide messenger RNA. RefSeq names its product E3 SUMO-protein ligase ZNF451-like. The transcript is spliced from 9 exons. Gene Ontology annotation, molecular function: DNA-binding transcription factor activity, RNA polymerase II-specific; RNA polymerase II transcription regulatory region sequence-specific DNA binding. Gene Ontology annotation, cellular component: nucleus. NCBI's taxonomy places the organism in Eukaryota, Metazoa, Chordata, Actinopteri, Cypriniformes, Cyprinidae. The record is from RefSeq and is a predicted model, not a curated record. Gene Ontology annotation, biological process: regulation of transcription by RNA polymerase II. The coding region runs from base 77 to 2056 and encodes 659 amino acids.